CCCGAAUUUGAGCUUUGAGAGGAAGAGAUGGACACGGCUGUCGCCGGAGGAUUCUCUCUUCGGAACGGGAGCAAGGGGUUGGUCCUGAAGGCACUGCAGCUGCUUGCUGCAGCUGUGUUUGCUGGGUGGCUGAUGAUAUGGAUUGUUAUGCCUACAAACACAUACCGAAAUGGCUGGUCGCUACGGAUCCGCGCAGAGACCGACUCAACGUAUUUUGGACGGCAAGGUUCCAACAUCUUGAUCAACACAUUCCCGAUCUUAUUCAUCUCAGUUCUUGGCUGUCUUUAUCUCCACCUGGUGAAGAAAAGUGACACCUCCCAGAGCUCAAUUCAUCGUCUGGCAGCAUGGAAGAGGCCUGUGGCUGUGAAUUGGCCGCUUGGAAUAGUUUCCGGCGUAGAGUUAACCUUCUGCUUGAUGUUUCUGGUGCUUCUCGUCUGGUUCUACUCCACGUUCCUGGUCGCUAACUUCUCCCAGCUGCAUCAAACCGAUGAUGGAGUGAAGUUAUGGCAAGCUAGGCUGGACAUGGCGGCCGUAUGGUUGGGGUUUGUUGGAGACCUCUGCUGCGCCUUCCUCUUCUUCCCGGUUGCUCGCGGGUCGUCACUCUUGCCACUCCUUGGGCUCACCUCCGAGUCCAGCAUCAGAUAUCACGUUUGGCUUGGGCACAUCACCAUGGCUGUCUUCUCGGCGCAUGGCAUAUGUUAUAUAGUUUACUGGGCAGUCACCGACCAAAUUGAUAUGAUGGUGAAAUGGGACAACACGGGGACAGCCUAUGUGGCUGGAGAGAUAGCUCUGCUUGCGGGAUUGACUAUGUGGGCGAUGACGCUUCCUCGCAUCAGGCGCAAGAUGUUCGAGCUCUUCUUCUACACGCAUCAACUCUACAUCGUCUUCCUCUUCUUCUACCUGAUGCAUGUGGGAAUCUCUCAUUUCUGCAUGAUUCUUCCCGGUGUUUACCUUUUCAUGGUCGACCGCUACCUGCGGUUCCUGCAAUCAAGAACCAAGGUUAGGUUGGUCUCCGCACGCCUUUUGCCAUCUGAAUCCAUUGAGCUAAACUUCGCAAAGAGCCCAGGACUGACCUUUGAGCCUCUCAGCAUCAUCUUCAUCAACGUUCCGGGAGUUUCAUCACUUCAAUGGCACCCCUUCACUGUGAGCUCCAGCAGCAACUUGGAACCUGAGCGGCUGUCCGUAAUCAUCAAGAAAGAAGGAAGCUGGACUCAGAAGCUCUACAGAACAUUAUCUUCGCCGGUUCCACAAGAUCGCCUCGAUGUUUCGGUCGAAGGCCCAUAUGGUCCGGUGUCCAAGAACUUCCUAAGGUAUGAUUCCUUGAUACUAGUGAGCGGUGGCAGUGGAAUCACACCCUUCAUCUCUAUAAUUCGGGAGCUCAUCCACCAGAGGACAACUCUGAAUCGUCCAACCCCUGCCGUCCUCCUCGUAUGUGCCUUCAAGACAGCCGCCGACCUUACGAUGCUCGAUCUCCUCCUUCCUAUAUCUGGAAAUGUCUCGGACCUUUCUGGCUUGGAACUGCGAAUCGAAGCCUUUGUGACCAGAGAGAAAUCUGCCACGGAUGAGGCGCAAACCAACAUCCGAACCAUAUGGUUCAAGCCCCUUCCCUCUGACGUUCCCAUCGCUCCGGUGCUCGGUCCCAAUGGCUGGCUUUGGUUGGCUGCGAUAGUAUCAUCCUCUUUUGUUGCAUUCCUCGUACUUAUCGGCAUCCUCCAGCGUUACUACAUAUACCCAAUCGACCACAACACCAACCAAAUCUUCUCGUAUGCUUCGAGAUCUGUUCUAAAUUUACUUUUCAUAUGUAUCUGCAUAAUGGCGGCGGCAAGUGCAGCGGUUCUGUGGAACAAGAAAGGGAACUCAAAGGAAGCGAGACAGAUCCAGAAUAUAGAUGCACCGACACCGACAACGUCGCCCAGUUCCUGGUUCUACAAUGCGGAUAGAGAGCUUGAAAGCGUUCCGCAAGAGUCCCUUGUUAAAGCCACCAAGGUGCAUUUUGGUGGAAGACCACCUCUCAAGAAGAUGCUACUGGAGUUCGAUGGUUCUAAUGUUGGGGUGAUGGCCAGUGGUCCUGGUGGUUUGCGGCAUGAGGUAGCUGCCAUUUGCUCAUCAGGCCUGGCAGACAAUCUACAUUUUGAAUCCAUUAGCUUCAGUUGGUGAUGCUUGUACUGCUGUGUUGUUUGCUUGUGAACAAAAAUAAGCACAAGGCAAUGCCACAGUGCCAGAUGAGAAGAAAAAUUAUGCUGUAAUAUAUCGAUAAUUUGCAUACCUUGUAUUUUGUGA
This is a messenger RNA of Musa acuminata subsp. malaccensis (wild Malaysian banana), 2280 nucleotides long. Its product is annotated as ferric reduction oxidase 2. Lineage: Eukaryota; Viridiplantae; Streptophyta; Magnoliopsida; Zingiberales; Musaceae. Gene Ontology annotation, molecular function: ferric-chelate reductase activity. The record is from RefSeq and is a predicted model, not a curated record. Gene Ontology annotation, cellular component: plasma membrane.